Molecule: messenger RNA, 2161 nt
Organism: Pseudophryne corroboree (corroboree frog)
Lineage: Eukaryota; Metazoa; Chordata; Amphibia; Anura; Myobatrachidae
Gene: ELP3
Product: elongator acetyltransferase complex subunit 3
Exons: 15
Coding region: 306-1952 (548 amino acids)
Biological process (GO): tRNA wobble base 5-methoxycarbonylmethyl-2-thiouridinylation
Cellular component (GO): cytoplasm; elongator holoenzyme complex; nucleus
Molecular function (GO): acyltransferase activity, transferring groups other than amino-acyl groups; iron-sulfur cluster binding
Source: RefSeq, a predicted model, not a curated record
AGUAUGUAUGCAGUGAUCAAUGGCUCCUCCAACUGCCCCUGUACUGUAUGUACCUCACUCAUGACAUAAUUCCUUCCCCUGUACAGUGUAUGGCGUGUAUCACUGUGUAUAUGACACGUGACACUGCCUCUGCCUCCCCGCUUCGCCGUCUCUAGAGGUGUGUCCCUUGCCGGCCGCCGUUUGCCCCUCGCUUUGCUGUUGGCGCAGUUUGAGCCUCCCCGAACGCCGUACACACAUGCUGCUGCUGCUGUUGUGUAUGUGACGUCUCAUGUUCUGCACACCCGGCUCAUCAGCUACACCCGAAAAUGAAGCCGCGGAAGAAACAGGGGGACCUCAGCAAGGCGGAGAUGAUGAUGAUGACCAUUGCUGAUGUCAUUAAGCAACUUCUAGAGGCUCACGAGCAAGGAAAAGAUGUCAACCUGAACAAGAUCAAGACGAAGACCUCGGCCAAGUACGGCCUCUCGGCGCAGCCGCGGCUCGUGGACAUCAUCGCAGCUGUCCCGCAACAGCACCGCAAGGUUCUGGUGCCCAAGUUAAAGGCAAAGCCCAUCCGCACCGCCAGUGGGAUCGCGGUGGUCGCUGUCAUGUGCAAACCCCACCGAUGCCCUCACAUUAACUUCACCGGAAACAUCUGCGUGUACUGUCCCGGAGGUCCCGAUUCCGAUUUUGAAUAUUCAACGCAGUCUUAUACGGGAUAUGAGCCAACAUCAAUGCGCGCGAUCCGAGCCCGGUAUGACCCCUUCCUGCAAACUCGGCACCGGGUGGAACAGCUGAAGCAGCUGGGCCACAGCGUGGACAAGGUGGAGUUCAUUGUAAUGGGGGGAACAUUCAUGGCCCUGUCAGAGGAGUACAGAGACUAUUUCAUCCGGAACCUGCAUGACGCCUUGUCCGGGAACACUUCCAACAGCGUCUCGGAAGCCGUGCGGUACUCGGAAAGGAGUAACACGAAGUGUGUGGGGAUCACCAUAGAGACCCGGCCAGAUUACUGCCUGAAGCGGCACCUGAGUGACAUGCUGGUUUAUGGCUGCACCAGGCUGGAGAUCGGCGUGCAGAGCGUGUAUGAGGAUGUCGCCAGAGAUACCAACCGGGGCCACACGGUAAAGGCAGUGUGCGAAUCCUUCCACAUGGCCAAGGACGCCGGAUUCAAAGUGGUGUCUCACAUGAUGCCGGAUCUACCUAACGUGGGCCUGGAGCGAGACAUCGAACAGUUCAUAGAGUUUUUUGAAAACCCGGCUUUCCGGCCAGACGGGAUGAAGCUCUAUCCGACGCUCGUCAUCCGAGGAACCGGAUUGUAUGAACUCUGGAAAACUGGGAGAUAUCGAAGUUAUUCUCCGAGCACUCUAGUAGAUCUUGUGGCUAGAAUUCUGGCACUUGUUCCUCCGUGGACAAGAGUUUACCGUGUACAGAGAGACAUUCCGAUGCCGCUGGUCAGCUCUGGGGUGGAGCAUGGCAAUCUGCGGGAGCUGGCGCUAGCCCGGAUGAAGGAUCUGGGUACAGAGAGCCGUGAUGUCCGGACAAGGGAAGUGGGAAUACAGGAAAUUCACCACAAAGUCCGACCGUAUCAGGUAGAGUUGAUCCGCAGAGAUUACGUGGCCAAUGGGGGCUGGGAGACGUUUCUUUCCUAUGAGGAUCCGGAGCAGGACAUCCUGAUUGGAUUGCUGCGCCUGCGGAAGUGUUCCCCGGAGUCCUUCAGAGCAGAGCUGAAGGGAGGAGUAUCCAUCGUGCGAGAGCUACACGUGUACGGCAGCGUGGUCCCUGUCAGCAGCCGUGACCCCUCCAAGUUUCAGCAUCAGGGCUUCGGGAUGUUACUGAUGGAGGAGGCGGAACGCGUAGCCAGAGACGAGCACGGAUCAUGCAAAAUCGCUGUCAUCUCAGGUGUCGGCACUAGGAACUAUUACAGGAAGAUUGGGUAUGAGUUAGAGGGGCCGUACAUGGUGAAGAGACUGGACUAAGCCAAGGGGAGAAGAGCCGGAAAUGAGUGGUGACCCUCCAGGCGUCCGCCACCGCAGAACGCCCUACGUGACAGCCUGCCCAGCUUAUUUCUAUCAGGGUGUAAUCUUUUCUGGGUGGGAUUUCUUUUAUCUUAAAUUGUUUUCGUUGUUACAAAGGCAGCAAUCAGAUUUUCUAUUUAUAUGCAAAUAAAUGCACAAAAUCAUCAAGA